Messenger RNA from Hyposmocoma kahamanoa, 2711 nucleotides. It is a transcript of the gene Ssrp, whose product is annotated as FACT complex subunit Ssrp1. NCBI's taxonomy places the organism in Eukaryota, Metazoa, Arthropoda, Insecta, Lepidoptera, Cosmopterigidae. The transcript is spliced from 13 exons. Gene Ontology annotation, cellular component: FACT complex; nucleus. The record is from RefSeq and is a predicted model, not a curated record. The coding region runs from base 100 to 2190 and encodes 696 amino acids. Gene Ontology annotation, molecular function: histone binding; nucleosome binding; DNA binding.
GCCGCUUGUUUCUCAAAAAGACAAAACGCGUGGAAUCACAUUUUACUACAUCUUGUUAAAUAACGAAACAGUUUCUAGAAAACUUAUAUCACAUCAAUAAUGGAAUUCCUAGAAUAUAACCAUGUCACAGCUGAAAUAAAGGGAGCCAUGGUUCCUGGGAGAUUGAAAAUGACGGAUCAGAACAUAGUAUUCAAGAACAGCAAGACUGGGAAAGUAGAGCAGAUAACAGCUAAUGAUAUUGAGUUAGUGAAUUUUCAAAAAUUUAUUGGCUCUUUUGGACUCAGGAUCUUUAUGAAAAACGGCACUUUACAUAGGUUUGGCGGUUUUAAAGAAGAGGAAAGAGAAAAAGUUGCAAAAUUCUUCAAGACAAACUACAACAAAGAUAUGUUAGAAAAAGAGCUGUCACUCAAAGGAUGGAAUUGGGGCACAGCCAAAUUCAAUGGUGCUGUGCUCAGCUUUAAUGUAGGCUCCAAUACAGCUUUUGAAAUCCCUUUGCACUAUGUGUCUCAGUGCAAUACAGGGAAAAAUGAAGUAACACUUGAGUUUCAUCAGAACGAUGACACACCAGUAUCACUAAUGGAAAUGAGAUUCCACAUCCCAACUAGUGAGUUGGCGGGAGACAUGGAUGCGGUAGAGGCCUUCCAUCAGCAGGUCAUGACCAAAGCCAGUGUUAUAUCUGUCUCGGGAGAUGCUAUUGCGAUCUUCAGAGAGCUACAGUGUCUUACUCCUCGUGGUCGCUAUGACAUCAAAGUAUUUCAAACGUUCUUCCAAUUGCAUGGUAAAACAUUUGACUACAAAAUCCCGAUGUCUACAGUACUUCGGCUCUUCUUAUUACCUCACAAGGAUAUGAGACAAAUGUUCUUUGUUGUAUCUCUAGACCCACCUAUCAAGCAGGGUCAAACAAGAUAUCAUUAUUUGGUUCUAUUGUUUGGUAACGAAGAAGAGACAAGUUUGGAGCUUCCUUUUACUGAAGAAGAAUUAAAGGAGAAAUAUGAAGGCAAAAUAACAAAGGAGCUGUCAGGGCCUACAUACGAGGUGCUUGCCAAAAUCAUGAAAGUCAUCAUUAAUCGACGAGUUACUGGACCAGGAGAUUUUUUGGGUCACCACAAAACGCCCGCCAUUGCCUGUUCGUACAAAGCAGCCGCUGGCUACUUGUACCCACUCGAGAAAGGAUUUAUUUAUGUGCACAAGCCACCUGUGCACAUUCGUUUCGAGGAAAUCGCGUCGGUCAACUUCGCUCGUGGAGGAGCUUCUUCUACCAAGUCUUUCGACUUCGAGAUCGAACUCAAAACAGGCACCACGCACACGUUCAGCAGCAUUGAAAAGGGAGAAUACGACAAACUGUUCGAUUACAUCACCUCUAAAAAACUGCACGUUAAAAAUACUGGCAAAAAUGAUAAAGCUCUGUAUGACGAUGACUUCGGGGAUUCAGACACAGAGAAAGAGCCGGAUGCGUAUCUCGAACGCGUCAAGGCAGAGGCUAAGGAACGCGAUUCGGAUGACAGCGAUGGUUCCGAUGAAAGUACCGACGAGGACUUCAAUCCGGACAAGGCUAAAGAAAGCGAUGUUGCCGAGGAAUACGAUACGAACCCGUCGUCGUCGGAGGACUCGGACGCAUCAGGGGGCUCCGGCGACAGCAAGAAGGAGAAGAAGAAAGAAAAGAAGCCAAAGAAAGCCAAGACGAUCUCAGAAACGCCACGCAAGCGCAAAGACAAGUCGAAGAAACGCGAGAAAGACGUGAACGCGCCUAAACGUCCGGCCACAGCGUUUAUGUUAUGGCUUAACGAGAGCCGCAAGAAGAUCAUCGAUGACAACCCUGGCAUUAAGGUCACAGAGGAAUACAACCAAGCUAUGAAGAAAUAUAAAGACAGUGGCGCUGCUGACGAGUUUAAGAAGAAGACCAAGCAAGCCCAGAAGGAACGUAAACAGGCCGAGAAAAAAGUUUCCAAACCCAGUACAGCGAAAAAGCAGGUAAAGAACACGAGCGCAGGGUCUGGAGGGAAGUUUACUAGUAAGGAGUAUAUUGACGAUGAUACCAGCUCUUCAGAUUCGGAGAAGGAGAAAGAUAAGAAAAAGGAUAGCAAGGAUAGCAAAGAUACGAAGAAAGAAAAAUCAAAAAGUUCAUCUUCUGAGGCAGACGCGUCCAUGGGGUCGGCAGAUGAAAGCGGAAGUGGGAGCGGAAGUGAUUAAAAUCUCAACUCUAUUACUUUAUGUGAAUUUCAAUUACGACAAAAAUGUACGACAAGUAACACAAACCGUCUGUUUACAACUUUUUUUGGUUUAGAACUCAAUCAUGAUCAAUUUCAUGAACCGUCUUUACGUUGCUUUAUUAAUGGUAUAUCCAAUACAUGUAUUUUGAAAAUUCUAUCGCCGAUUGUAAAUACAUGAACUUUUCUUUAAUUAUAAUGUUAUUGCCAAAAUUGGGGGAUUUACUUAUUUAUAUGUAAAUUUCCGGUUUCUUUAAAUUUAACAAUUCCUUAGAAAUUAAGCAUCGAUAAUUUAAUUAAGUCAAAUGUAUGGCAGGUCCUAUAUUAUAAUCAUUGUCGCAGGUAUUGCUAAUUAGUGCACUAUACUAUAAGAACCAUAGAUUCUCUUUUUAUUAUUAUUGUAUCUUUUGUUUUGAGAGUCGAAAGUAUUGUGAUAUUUCUAAAUCCAUUCCCAUUAAUCCAUUAAUAUUUCUUAUCAAUAAAUAUGUAAAUAUAUGAAACUCC